CAUUUAUUCACGAGCAUUGUUUUGUUUGUACAGUUGGUAUAUCAUUUCAUCUUGAUUUUCCUGUUUUUAUAUUAUGAUCAAAUUACCUGUUUAUAUUUCACGACACGUGUUAUUUGAGUAAGCUGUUUUCGGCAGAUCAUUAAACGAGUUCAUUCAUAAAAAUUAUUGCGCGAUGAGAAUUAUGUAAUUAUUGACCGAGUGGGAGGGUCAGACGGGAAAAUAUUUGGCUCGAGGGUCCGUGCGUCAUGAACGAGAGCCAAAUAUUUUCCCAUCUGACCCUCCCACUCAGUGAAUAAGCAUUUUAUCAAAUGACCACCGAAUAAGUUUCAAGAAAUUCGAAAAGUUUGUUAUAACUUAACUACGACGCGAUAGACUGGCACGCGCGGGAAAACAACAAAAAAUAUUCUACAAUAAAAAUGUUUCCUAUAUCUUUUCGAGUCAGAACAAGAAACUCGCAAGUAACCGAAAAAUGUGACGUAUUUCCUCAUUUCUGCUCACUGCCGUCACUCGUUUUUUUAGCAGCAACGGCGAAAAAAUGUCGCCGUAAAAAAGUGCUCUUGGGCCGCACAGCUUUUUCCGGACUGGCUCACGUCCAUGACCUAUCCGGCCCUACACACGCCAGCUUCCACUAUGGUUUCCUAUGGCGAGCAGGGCCGAACGGGUCAUGUGAUAAAUUGCAUUGUUGUGUGAUUACAGUGACAUUGAAUGGACUUUCUUUGAUCCUCAGCCCAGCUAGAAAAAACUUAACUCUUGAACUCCCAAGAGCUGAUUGUUGAUUCUCUCCUUAAGCUGCUACACAUUUCCUUGUAAGUCAUUUACGAGAGUUUGAUGUUGGGUCAAGAUAACUCCUAUCUGAUACCGUAGUUUGAUAUAGCUAGGUUUGAGUAUUUUCAUUACGCAACUGUUUUGCAAGAUAAUGUAUGCAUAAUCAUUGGGAGAAGUUACCCGUUCAUCACCGCUGGAGUUAAAUUUUCAGGGGUUACCUCUGUUACUAACAGAGUCACUUCGUAUAACCACUGAAAGACAAAUUCGAGCUAAAAAAUUAAAACUCAUCCGACGGGCCAAAAUUUGGGCAAAGUUUACGUAAGCGUUUGAUGCAGGUAUUAAUUGGUAUGUUCUGUCACGCCAUCGAAAAUUUACCGGUAUCAUAACAAGGAGUUCAAGAUUACGUGGUACGAACGCCCAAGAAAAUGUUGGGUAUGAAAAUACCACUUUCCUUAGAUAGAUUUAAUGAACGAAUCUGUUCCUAAGUGGAUGAAAGAACACAAAAGUUAUUCUCAAAUCAAAUGCUUGUUCUUUCCUCUUGAUCUGCAGAAUAGAAAAUUGGUAUCUUGCAUCCAGCAAUCCUGUAUUGUUGUCAUUUCUAUUUCCAGCCGCUUGCUUAUUGACUUGCAAUUGCAUCAUGUGAAAAGACGCUGAAUAUAGAUGUGAACGCAUUGUAGAUGCAGACAUCACGUGAAAAUUACGCAAGCCACCUCGCCACAUGCAGCUCAUGUGCUCACUCCUUGCCGGUUUGGUUUUUGGUUUCAAUCAAAAUAAUUCUUAUUCGUCCCGGGGCAGGGAACGUCAGCGUACGGCAACGACUCAUCAGCCAGGGUGGAGUGAGGGGUUACUUCUUAGUAAUAGGUUAAAUAGGGAUGUGCCGCUGGAUGGUGUGGUAUUUUCACGACUAUAAAGGGGUUGUAAUUUCAACAGAAUAGAGGAGUAUUCAGGAAGUAUUUUUUGGUAAAAUGUUUCUUCAAGUGACGCUUGACUUGCUUGUAAUGAUCAGCGGAAUGCCCCACAAAGCAAGCGUCUAAUCCGAAUGGCAUUCUUUUAGUGUUCUCUGCGGUGAGGUUAAUUGGACGAAAAUAAAAGAAAAAAUAAAGAUAAAUUAACUUGAUCCAUUCUCAAAGCCUCGAGGCAGGACGACGGCACCUUUGAAGAUUGGUAAGGCUGAACUAAAUCUGGUGGGAUAACAAAAUCACCGGGUGCAUUUGUCUCACUGAACUGAUCACAGAUUAUUUUCAUCAAAUAUACAAAACUUUCCUUGUGCGCCGGGCCGGGGCCCUUCAUACUCUCAAACUGACAACAGUUAACCGCAAGAUUUUAGAUAUUUUGUUUCGACUAAUAUUCAGAAUUUCCUUCGCCAGCAUCUUUCCUCGCCUACCAAAUAUUCGCCAAAUCUACACUAUGUAUUCUUUUUCUUUGAUUCAAAACUAAUUUUUUUUCUUCUGAAACUAAUUGAGAAUCGUGUCAUCACUUAAUUUCCUCGUGACUUUUUUUAAAAGAGAUACUGAUUGGCUGAUUUGUGCAACUCGCGGUCACGCGCGUUACCUUCUAUUCAAAGACCACGCACCACUAGUCAACAACCAAGGAUUGUAAAAUUACCGCACGUAACAAUCACGACAUCAGAGGCUGUAAAACCCCUUGAAGUCAUCUUCAUUCUGAAACAGAGUUUUAGAACAGGUCAUCAGAACGUGUAAAUCACAAUGCAAAACGAAAUUACCAAGGCAAUUGCGAUUGCCAUUUUGUUUGUGCUUACCCUACUUGCCGGUUUAGUGCCGCUAAGAAUUCGUCCGGGGUCAGGGCCCGCUAGCGCAAGACAGCGAAUCCUCAGCCUUUGUAACUGCUUCGCUGGGGGAGUAUUCUUUGCGACGUCUUUGUUAGAUUUGCUGCCGAUGAUCAGAGAAAAGUAUCAACAAGCGUUUAAUCUGGCUGGCAUCCAUACGGUAUUUCCCGUUGCAGAAUUCACGACAUGCAUUGGUUUCUUUCUUGUCUUGACUGUAGAACAGAUCGUUCAUUCUUGCCAGGAUUCUUCGUUUUUACACGGAUCACCCGGAAACCACACAGCCAAAAAACCGCUUUUGAGUGAAACUCCAGACGAUGGUUUCUAUUCCUCUUCGAAUUGUUCCCAUCUUCCCCAAAAGCGAAGGAAAAACAGACACGGAGAGUCGAGUUUGAGAACUUACAUAUUAAUCGUCGCCUUAUCGUUGCACUCAGUUUUCGAAGGACUGGCUCUAGGUUUGAUCACAGAUGUCGAUCGCCUGGCACAAAUCGCCGUAGCCAUCGUGAUCCACAAAUCGACCAUUGCGUUUUCGUUAAGUGUGAACAUGGUGCACCACCAAAUGUCAACAAAAACUAUUGUCAAGUCUUCCGUGCUGUUUGCAAUCAUGGGUCCGAUUGGCACAGUAAUCGGAAUGGUGGUACUACACUACUCUACUGCACAAACAAGCAGUCUCUACUCGGGUAUUUUACAAGGAAUUGCAAAUGGAACCUUUUUAUUCGUGACAUUCUUUGAAAUCUUUCAGCGAGAACUGGCAGAACAGGGCAGUCGUCUUCUUAAGGUACUGGCCAUGAUCGUUGGUUAUUCUGUGGUUACGGGUUUGUUGUAUUAUGCAAACAUUCUCGAACACAACGAUACGAACGUAAAGCCGGAGAAAGGAACGGGGAAUGUGACUGUUCUACCGAAUGUUGGAUCCUAAGUAAUAAUGAAAGACGAAAAAACGCCUCAUCUGAAAGCCUAUUCCCAUAAUUAAUAAUAUAAUGUCAUAACUGUUUGAUUUCAGAAUUAUAAGCCUUCUAUAGAUUUUAUGAAUAGAAACGUGAUACUAUAUGAUGUUUUUACGGAGACUUGUUAGCAUCUGUGAAACGACUUGGCAUUUUAUCAAAAUUUAAGAUUAUUCAAUUCAGCUUGGCUUAAUUGGUACUUGUCAUUGAAAGAGUUGGUGACCAUUUUCAGUAACACUGAAUUGUAAUUUCACAGUUACAUCUAAAUUUUAGUUAUGAACAAUGAAGGCUGAAGCUGUUUUGUGAAGUAUGAUGUUUUGAAUGUUUGGUAAUGAUAAUAGUCUGGCAUCUCAGGCAAUGAAACAUUAGGUGAGCAAUACAAAUUCAUCACACACAGCUCGACAGUGAGCAGACAAAAAAAUUAUCUGAUAGUAGAUAUUUCUGUGUUUAAAAGAAGACCAUAUUAUCUUUAGACCUAUUAUUUGGACUACUAUAAAUGUCCAGCAGACUGUUUCACAUUAUUAGUCCCCAACAAUUAAUCAUUUAUUUUUGUAACAAGGACUUGGUCCACUGAGCUGCAGCUCUAAAACUUUUUUGUAUUUUAACUAAUUAUAAAGUUGACUGGCUGCACGUGUUAGCUAAAAUCAAACAUGAUAAAGGAUGAAUUUGUCAGCUACCUUACCCUGCUUAAUCUUUCUUGCUCUGUUAUCACCAAAUUUAACUUAAUGAACUAAUGUCACAUUCCUAUUCAUCAUUCAGUUCAAAAUAGUUGGAAUUAUUAUAGUAGUGGGUAUGGUGCUCAGUCGGGUUGAAACAACCUAACAAAAGAUUUCAAAAUAAAUGUCAGGAUUUGUAACCAUUCA
Stylophora pistillata is the source of this 4352-nucleotide messenger RNA. Its product is annotated as zinc transporter ZIP3-like. Gene Ontology annotation, cellular component: plasma membrane. NCBI's taxonomy places the organism in Eukaryota, Metazoa, Cnidaria, Anthozoa, Scleractinia, Pocilloporidae. Gene Ontology annotation, biological process: zinc ion transmembrane transport. The record is from RefSeq and is a predicted model, not a curated record. Gene Ontology annotation, molecular function: zinc ion transmembrane transporter activity.